UCUACGAGUCUACAACCAGUUUCACUUGAUUAUUUUUCAUAUUAUAAAACUGUUUAACAUAAAAUAAUUUUUAUUAYUUUAAAUCAUUUUUGUGUACCUAAACAUUUUGAGCAAAAGUAGUUUCGACAAUAUAAAAAAACAUUCCUAAUAAAUCACAAUCGUCACAAUAGUACACUAUUGUACAUGAUGAAGACGAAUAUCGAUCAGAGGGGUCCGGCGAUGUCGAUAAGUUUGCAGCUUUUGGUCAUUGGGAUUUUCGUGUCAGCGUGUGCGGCGUACAGCGGGGACGAAGGAUCGGUGGAUUAUUUCCGUGGCCAUGGCGGAGACAGUAACAAACAGUUACCGGUCAUAUUGAUGCACAAACAAGCGCUGCAGGAGGACGGCGGUUUUCARUACGCUUUCGCGGCCGACAACGGUCUUCGACAAGGCGAAUCGAUCCGACCGGACGGAAGCCGGACCGGAGCAUACUCAUACACGGACCCCGACGGUAAAGAGAUCUCCGUCAAGUACACGGCUGGUAAGGACGGUUUCCGCAUAAUACAGGGAGACCAUGUGCCAAAAGCUCCCGUGUCCGUGGUACCGUUACAACAGCAAUCGUCGGCGCCAGCUUACGUUCCAUCGCCAUCUUCCAGCCGUCCGUUGUCUAAGAACAGAUUGUUUGGUGCUCCCGGUGGACCUGGUUCUCAAUUUAGCAGAGGCGAUUUCCACAACGCAGGCAGAUUUGAUCACAAUAGUGGAGAAUCUUUUGGUGCACCGUCGCCAUAUAAAUCAAAGUAUUCGAAACCUCAACAACACUACAGAGUGCGCGAAGACAAUAGUGCCGAAUUAGCGGCUAGGUACGAUGACGACGGAUCAUCUGCAUACGACGGUGCCGGAGAUUAUAGCAGUCACAGUCCAUUCCGGACACCUUCGUCUCCCGCGCAUAGUGCCUACAGUGGUUCCAGUGUUAACUCACAAAAAGAUGAUGGCAGUUUAAAUAGCAACGAGCAACAACCCCACUCAUUCGGUAGUGGUUAUGCAUUCGAAUUUGGUGGUAGUAACAAUAACGGCGGAACAUCACCUGAAUACUAAACGCAAUUUAUUUUCGUGUUCUUCUCGAACUUUGGUAAUUAAUGUAUAAACCAUAGUUCAAGCAAUGAUUUUAAAAAUAAUUAUUUUGUUGAUAAUUAUUUAUAUUCUGCGGGAGAUUGUUAUAAGAUAUAUAGUG
Molecule: messenger RNA, 1207 nt
Organism: Diuraphis noxia (Russian wheat aphid)
Lineage: Eukaryota; Metazoa; Arthropoda; Insecta; Hemiptera; Aphididae
Cellular component (GO): chitin-based extracellular matrix
Molecular function (GO): structural constituent of chitin-based larval cuticle
Source: RefSeq, a predicted model, not a curated record